Messenger RNA from Xyrichtys novacula (pearly razorfish), 26858 nucleotides. Lineage: Eukaryota; Metazoa; Chordata; Actinopteri; Labriformes; Labridae. The record is from the annotation of a GenBank genome assembly.
GGACUCUCUUUUCCUGUGUUACCGCCCUUGGUUGGAGUGAGAUAUCAACCUCUGAAGACAUCGUAUUCAUUGGGAAGACCGACGUUAUUUGGAGAUUCCCUAGUUAGGUCCUGUAAACCUCAGGUAAGAAACGAAUAACUCUUAUGUCUAAGGAUAGCCGUCUGUGUUCGUUGGGCUGUGUAGCUGUGCUGUUUUUCACAUUGUCACCCACUUAUGUGCUGUAAAGCUGACUGGUUUAGCUAAACGGCUAGCAACUUAAGGGUUAGCGCGUUAGCUGCAACAUGUCAUCGGGGUGUUUCUCUCCAGUCUUGUUGCAUACGACAAACAUAGCUCACUUACUGAAGUUAAUGUCAGUUAAAGCGCUUUGUCUGGCUUUCACUAAUUCCUCGCUAAUACGCGGUGCUUUUCCUUUAGGGUAUUAUUACAAGUAACAACAUGUUUACUGACAGCAUAGUAAUCAUAAACAUGUCAAGUGAGGGUUAGCUAGCGGCAGCCUGUAGCCUGCGGUGAUCAGAGGAGAUGGAUGAAACUACUCAAACCAGGUAACCCUCACUAAAAAAAAUACACAGCCUUAAAUUGACGCAGCACAUGGUUAUAAGUGACUGGAGUCUGUCAGGUUUAUGAUUAUUGAUUUAAUAUGAUCAAUGAAAUUAGCUGUUUGUAUAAAUGUUCACUGUUUAAUGAGGUAAUCUCAGCUGCCCAUCCCUGUACGUUUCACCAAAAAGACAUCCUUAUCGUCUGUGUUUGUUUGUUUGUUUGUUUGACAUAGACAAGAGUUUCUGUGCUUUAGGGACAUAGUUUUGGUGGUAUGACUCACCACUGUAAAGGGUAAUGGGAGAGGCUUUGGCUUAAACAACAGCACUACUUGUCAGAUAGGUGCAAGGUCACUGUCACUGAAACACUCCUUGUUUGGGAGCUUAUGUGAGAGAUUAUGUGGGUGUUUAAAAGAGGUAGUUUGACCAGCAAAGGCUCACUCUUGAAUGAUGGGUGUGGUCCUCAUCUUAAAGAGGACGUCUGCAUACAUGCGGAGUGUGUUUUUUCUCCUUUCUUUAAAGCCUAAAGGCGAGUGGCCCUCAUGAAACCCUGAGGCAGGUAGGGAUGACUGACUGCUGACACAACAUUUUUAUAGUUACUGCUUACUGCACUAAUGCUGCAGAUAAACAGGCUCCUCAAAUAGUAUUUGUGUAACCUAAAUACCUUUCCCUAGAGAGUGAAACCUGGCUGUAAGCGCCUAGUUUCACCCUCAGUGUAAUGCAUCCAUGGUAGUGAAUAGCAGCUUGUCAGUAGUUGUAACAAAGGCGUGAAAGUGUCAGCCUCUUUGAACCUGUAUUAUUCACACUGCAGCUAUUGCUGAGCUGAGAGGCAGGGCACUCAUUUGAAAACUGUUCUCAUUAUAUAAUAAUGCUUUGUGUGUGUGUGUGUCUCAAGCGUGUGGCUAGAACAGGGGAGUAUACAAAUCAAGAUGUGUGUUGGUUGGAGAAACACCCCACUUCCUGCCUGGCUUUUGCCAAGUUUGUACAAGAGCUGGCGGGAGAGAAAUUUUUGAGUGAAUGAACAACAUGCUGAUUAGGGCUGCAGCUAUCGAUUAUUUUAGUAAUCGAGUACUCUAUCGAUUAAUCUGUCGAUUAAUCGAGUAAUCGGAUAAGAAAUGUUUUGCUCUCACUGUAAUACUUUGCAUUGAAUCACGUUUGCCUCAUUAAAAACCAUCAGUAACACACAAAACUGAAAUAGGCCAGGUCUUUCAAAUGAAUAUUUUUACUGCAUAAAUCAGGAACCAAAAGUUUUACAUUUUACCAUGUAGUUCACAUGAAACUACUGAAGGCAAGGUCUGCAGAUGGUCUUUUAAUUGCUAUGGUAAUGAUCUUUGCAGUUUUCACUAAACCAGUCACAACAAAUCAUCUUCUGAAAUCCCUCAUCCUCCACCAUGGAAAGCGGGCGCAUGUCUGAGACAAUCAUGUUUAGAAUACUGUCGGUGAACUCAGCUGCUUGCUCGGUUGAACACGGUGGAAGUCGCCGCACAAAGCUGUCCAGAGUUUGGUUCUUUGAAGAACUGAAAAAGAGUCCAAUUGAUAUUGAUAUUAACAUAUGUCUAAUGGUGUAAACAUUUUAUAACUUUUUUUUAGUUUGUUCUGUUUAUAUUGUUUAUGAAGUUCUAUUUUUCUCUGGAUCAUUAUCCUGUUUUUUUAGUAAAGUUUUGAGUUUGGUUAUUUUAUUUGGCUUUUACUUAUCUUGCGAAAUUACUAAAAAAAAUAAUAUCAUACUCAGAUACUACAAUAAGUCAGCUAGUUAUUGCACAUUAAUCCAAUAGUGUAAAUAGUUUUUUAUAAGUUUGUUCUAUUUAUAUUGUUUCUUAAGUUCUCUUUGUUUUCUCUGGGCCAUAUCUUGCUUUUUAGUAAGUUUUUUUUAGUUUGGUUAUUUUUGUAUUAAUUGUAUUCAUAUUAAUUGAGUUCAUUCUUAUGUCUAUUCACAGCCUUUGCUGCUAAGAAAACGCUAAUUUCCAUACUGCAGAUCUAAUUAAUCUUGUUUAAUUUCUAAAAAAUAUAUAUACACUUAUAUACUAAGAUAAUUCAACUAGCCCAUGCACAUUUAUUUGAUGGUGGAAAUAUUUUUUUAACUUUUAGUUAGUUCUGUUUAUAUUGUUCUUGCAGUUCUCUUUUUAUCAGAGUCAUAUCUAGUUUUUUUUUUAGCAAGCCUUUAGUUUUGGUUAUUUUUAUAUUAUUAUUAUUAUUAUUAUUAUUAUUAUUAUUAAUAGUAGUAGUAGAAGUAGUAGUAUUUGUAUUCAUAGUUAUCUCUCUUUACUGUAUUUAUGCCUUUACUGCUGUCAUAAUGUUUAUUUCCAGGCUUUGGAUCUAAUUUUACUUGUUUAAUUAAUAGGCUGAAAUAAUAUAAUUCUUGGAUACUAACAUAAUUUGACAAGCAAAUGUAUAUUUAUUCAAUAUAUAAAAGUGUUACAUUUUUAUUUACACUGUGAAGCAGCCUUUAGACAGCGCCAUAAAUUAAAUUACAUUAUGUACUGGACUUAUUCUUGAUUAUUGAUCACAUUGAUUUGUUUUAACUGCAACUGCUUAGUAUCGUGAACAUUACCUUGUUGUGGCCAGUCCGCUCUGCGGACUUAAUGCAUGGACCGGGUGUUUUCUUUUAAGGUGCUGCAGCAUUGACGACGUGCUGUUGUGAAACGCCAACUCCGCCUUACAGUGAACGCACUGCACGGCGUUUUCUUUCCUUUUCAGUGUGUAAUGGUCCCACACUUAAGACACUUUCUGCCGUUUCCUCUGCGUGUCAUCUCUUUCUUCCUCUCUCUGUCUGUCCUCGUUUCCCUCCAUGAUUGAACCAAACGCGCGGCAGCGGAAGGAGCGCAAACACCGUGCGCUGCACAUGGUUCCGGAUUUAAACGAUUCCUCGAGGCAUAUAAUUUGCCUCGAGGAAUUUUAUUAAUCGAGUUACUCGAGUUACUCGAGUAAUCGUUUCAGCCCUAAUGCUGAUUGUUUUCCCAUUUCUGACACAUUGAUUCACUGACUUUUAAAUAAGAGAAACAAAUAUUUUUCAUCAAGGUUUAACACCUGAUUGGUAGACACUGAUAACCAGUCAAAUAUCAGCACCAUCACCACUGAAAACCACUGGAUUAUUCUCUGUCAUCUGAGUUUUUUUUACUUAUGUAAUACUGUUACCAGCAGGAUAGUACCCUCUGUUACUAUCUCUGUCUUCUUCCAUCUGUUUUCCAUCAUCUCUGACACUCCCUGGCAGCUCAGGAGGCUGUACACAACAGGGCUAAAGAGGAAUUGAGUAACAGCGGGUGGAGGGAGUGAAAAAUAAAGGGAGUAGGUAGGUGGGCGGAGGGAGUGCAGACUCCUGUCCCAGGGGUAGCAGAGCUGGGUCAUUCUAACUAUAGUCUUUUUUUGUGGGUGGUGUUCUGUAAUAAUACAAUAACCAGUCAGUGCCGCAUGUUCUGUCUCAGCGGCAAGUCACUACUCCUUCUGCCCCUGGCUCUAAGAUCUGAAACAGCAACUGAACUGGGAUUGUAAAAUCUGCCCUGAUGGAUACAGAUUUGAUAUGUCUCUUUUAGAUAUGAUAAAUAAUGUAUUAUAAGACCCCGGCAUGUCUGAUAUCAAAUCUUAUAGUCACAGCCUAGAAUAAACUUGCAGUGUUUGCCUGACCAUCACUUUUGAACAAAGCUUAGAGUUUAUUGACCUGCAACGUGAUCAGACAAUUUUCUUAAUGGCAUUUUCAAGCUGCUUUGUCCUUUGAAAUGUUCAUUACCUCUGUUGAACAGUUUGUUAAAACAACGGAUGAAGGUGUUUUAGUUUUUGCUGAUACGAUACAUCAGCUUGUAGAAGGCAGCAAAGUUAAAAGGCCGGUAUUUUCAGAGCGAUGAACAAACGCUCUAAGCUCUUCAACCUUUGGGUGGUCAUAUUUUUAUCCUUAAGACUAAAAGGAAGGCUGUGGACAGGAAAUUUGCCUGUUGUAUGCUGUUCUUAGUUUUCAGAAGCUUUUGGUGCUUCAGGAUGAUGAUUUUUUUAAUACACAAUAAAACUAGUGGUGUCAAACUAAUGUAGUUUUGCUGCACUCUUGUCAACCGUACAGUAAAGGCAUCACAGGUAGUAGUUAUGUUUUCUGUUUUCAACACUUACACUCAACACGUCAAAGCCUAAUGUUGGAGCACAAGAGCUGUCACUAUAUGGACAUAAUUAGUGUGUCAUCAAUAUUCACAGAUGUUUUCCUUUCUGCCCAAUCCUGAUAAUUAGCUUUUAAAGCUUAUAUCUGUACAUACCAAUAAUUAACUCUAAUGCCUAUAUCUGCCCAUUACGACAGAGUAUUAGGGCCAAAAUUAAGAAAAAAAAUUGAGGACCUUGAGAUUAAAGUCAUUACUUAUGAGAAUAAAGUCGUAAUAAAAUCAUUAUGAUAGGCUAUGAUAAUGUGGUGCUGAUGUGCCAAAAAAAGAUGAAGUAUCUCGGUUUGAGAGACCUUUAUUGAAGAACAUUUUCACAAAAUGCUCCAUGGCUCUCAUUUCAACAACUGUCACCUUUAAACAACAGGUUAGAAUACAAGGACUUAUUUUGACUUUAUUCUCGUAAGUAAUGAUUUUAGUAUGACUUUAUUUUCAUGAGUAAUUACUUAAUUACGACUUUACUCUUGUUAGUAAUGACUUUAUUCUCUUAAGUUAAUGACUUUAAUCUCAAAGUCUUAAAUUUCAUUUUCUUAAUGUGGCCCUAAUACUCCGUCAUAGCCCAUGAUAACUAACUUCUAAAGCUUAUAUCUGUCCAUACCCAUUACCAACUUUUAAAGCUUUUGUUUACACAUAUCAAUAAUUAAAGCUCCUGUGAGGAACUCUUGGUUUGUGUGAAUUUUGGCGUCCCCUGUAGACGAAGCAGUCUUUGGUUAUCUUGUCAGAGGAGGUUAAAUGUAACACAAACUGUUAAUACUUGCUGUAGUAAAAGCCGAAGAAAAGUGGUUUUCCCUCCAUGCUAUAAACUGUUUCAUCUGACACCUUACCCACUGCGGCGGUACCAGUCCUAAAAUUAUCACUGUACAGAAGUUGCCAGUCUUUGUAUGUUGAGUUUGCUUUUAUAGGUCAUGUAGAGGCAUCACUGUAAAUUUCAAUCAGCCUCAUGAACAGCAAAAAUCUCUCAGGGGCUUUAAGCCAGGGCUUCAUUUUAUGAAUGAGCUCCUACAGACAGUUUUAAACCAGAAAGGUUAUUACUUGUCCGUUCAGACUAGGGAAAAUGUAAACACAAAUUGUCAAGUGAACUUAAGUCGAGAUAUUUUUGGCUUGACCAAGUGGAGUCCUUCGUAAUAUGUUGACAUGUUGUUGCACAGUAGUAAUCUGAGGUUACUGGUCAGUGUGGGAGAGCUUAAGGUGAAAGUUGAGUGUAGACAGGUUUGUGGUAUUAUUGUCACUCAGCCAUAUGUUGUUGUCUUGGAGGAUUAGCAGAUAGGAGAAGGAAAAGGGAAUCAAUCAGAUUGACCUAAUGGAUCCUCUCAUGUCUCCGCCUGGGCUUCAACCCACCCACUGCCAUCAUUAUCCCUGUCUGCAUGCUCCAUUACUCUUCAGUCUGCACACAAAAGUGCUGGGCCUCACUGUCUACUGUGCCUGUAGCUUUAAAUGUGUUGAUUAUAUGUCGGUGAAGUGGAAAGUGGUUUUUAAAGAGAAGGAUAAAAUGUUAAAUGGUGUUAAAUUGAGCUGAUCUGGUCAUAAGAGCAUUAUGUGUGUGUUAGUGUAUGCGCCCCGUGUGUGCAACCCAUGAGAGCGACUUAUUGCUUAUCCCUGGCCAGGGUCUCUGCUUUUUCCAGAUCUGAGUCGGGAAUGUAAUCCCAUCAUUUAGCUUUCAGCACAUCUUGGAAUCAGUCUGGGUAACUUAAACCGAAUGAUGACCACAGAGUCAUAAAUCAAACUUCAUUUGAUGCAGGACUAAUCUUUCCAUAUGCCUUCAGUGGCCAGAAAAGAUUUGGCUGCCGUGGAAUUAAAUGAAAAGAGUUCGGCCUGAACAUGAGGGAUUAUGGCAGAAUACAUCAAAGUCUUCAUUUUCUCACAUGUUAGCAGACUCUGGAAAGCUGGCGAGAAGUAAAAAGAGAAUACCAGCAUAAUUACACAUUAAAGCCUCCAUAUGUUUCCAUGCUUUCUUUGUAGGACCUCCUUGAUGAUCACUAUGAAAAAUGAACAGAACUCCACCUUCCUGAAGAGAAAAAGUGUGCAAAAGCUUUGUAGUGACAUCAUGAGAAACGAAUCUGGGUGCUGUCUCAUGAUCACAGCACAAAAGAUUGCUAUAGUGGAAGUAGAACCGUUCCCAUGAGAUUUGGAUUAAUGAAAUAUUUUCAAUCCUUCCAAAAAGGUCAAGAAAAGUGUGCUCUAUGGUUUAGCCCAGUGUUUGCAUCUUUAGCAAUGCUCUUAUAAGAAUUACAAGAAUGAUUUCAAGAUACUAAGGGCUUGUUUGUGAAUGAAGUGGCCAAAAUAAAACAAUCCAGUACACCACCAGCACCUCUUACUGUGUCUUCAGUGAUAGGCAGGGAAUGUAAUUAUCACCUGCCUGAUCAUGUCAUGAAAAACUGAACAUUUAUAAGCUUUGUAAAAGAGGAAUCUAUGAUGAAGCUGUUGGAUUAGAUCAGGCAUGAAAAUCUCUCACCUUUCGGCGAAAUUCGCCGUUUUGAAGUCGAAAAGGGUGACCUACGUGAAUCGUGUAGAUCCGAGGAGAAAUUUUUUUUUUUUGGGGGGGGGGGGGGUCGGGGUCGGGAGAUUUUUUUUUUAUUAUUAUUAUUAUUAUUAUUAUUAUUAUCAUGUGAUUGACUCAAUUCGUAAACUGAGCACUUCAGAAAUCGGCCCUUUAAAUGACACUUGGACGGUCAGCAAAUCCUCCUGGCUGCUUCGCUGACGAGAACCAAUCACAGGCAGAACUGCGUUCCAUUAUUCCAAUCAUGCGCACACUCUUAACGUGUACUUGGAGUGAUUGGAGAGCCUGUGGAUACAUUGCAAAAGCUGCGAGAACGAGAAGCAGGACUUAUCCACGCCGGUGUUGUGCCGUAGAACGCACCCCUGCCGUAGAAUGCCCCCCUGACGGGAGCGCGGUUGAAAGUACACAACUAGGCGAAAUAAUCCAAGUUUUCCUUAUCGUUUGACUGAUUCAAAAGCGUGUGUCUUUAAUGACUUCAUUCAGGUUCUAGAACUUGUUGUCCUAUGCUUUGGCCCAUGCUUGAAGCUUUUUGUGACAAAAUAAAAACAUGUGAACCCUGAUCUUUUUAACACUCCUUUUCGCCGCUGAUGUUAUUCAUUGAUUCAUUAAAACGUAAUGGUUUUGAGCCAUCUAAAAUAGCGAAAGCCGGCGUCUCGCGUUUACUGCUCUGCAGGGCUCUCAAGUCUCACGCAUUCAGCGUGUGACACACGCAUUCCCACCCGUUCACACGCUCACACGCCACACAUUGUAUUUCUCACGCAUUGAUAUGAACCCCCCCCCCCCCCGCUUCUCACCUCUUCAACCCCUGGCCUGUUAGAUAAUCCAGGUGUUCAUGGUGUUACUAUGACUGGUUGGUUUAAGAGAAUGCUAUCACUCACAGACUGAGGUUGCACGCAUUUUUACUAUACUUCAUGCACUGUCUGUGGCACCAUAGCUAAGUAUAUUGUUGAUGUACAAAAACUACACAAAUCCUUUUGGAGAAAGUAACCGGUGAAGUAGCAGCCUCUGGAGUACUUUAGCACUAGGGAAGGGAAUCACCAGUGGCCCCACGAUAUGAUAUUAUCACGAUACUUUGGCCAAGUACGAUGUCUUUGAGAUUUUUUAACAUUUUGCGAUAUAGUGAGUAUUGCGAAACAAUAAAUGGGAUUUAUACAAUUUGUUCAACUUUCAGCUAAUUUAGCAUUUGUCUUUCUUUCAUUAAAUCCGUCCAAAGUUACUAGCGAGUCUGGAGUAAGUUCAUUCAGCCAUGACUCCGUGAACGUCAUGAGGCUGCACUCCCGGUACUACCACUGCAGCCGAGUCAGCGCAGUGAGCUCUUCCAUCUUGUUGGGGAGAGACCUCAAAGUAGUUACUCCGUCCAUGAUAAUGGACGGGACAGUUGGUUAAUAACGUCACCGCUUCGCCCGAUGCUGAACUCCGGCUCUGCAUCCUCUCCUUCUCCUGCGGAGCUUGGCGGGGAUGUCUGGUCUCUCCCACGAAGGUGGCCGGGCUUGGCGCAGCGCCAACAGCUGUUCACGGCUGUAAACAAUAGAGCCGCUGAACGGGUCACCAGACGCGGACUUAAAAACUCCAAAAAUUAGAAGAAAACAAAGUGUUAGAGUCAUGAAAUGCACAUCCAUGGUUGGAACAUGCAAAACGCAACACUGCUAAUUGAAAAAAAAGACAAAUAACGUGCAAAAAAACAACAAUAAAAAGGCAAAAACGUAAACACUGUGAGUAGCUGCUGUGACUUGCUACCACUCUCAGGGCGCUCAGUCACUUAUUCAUUCACACACACUCCACACACUUGGCUUCAUAUGGGGUCCUCUGCUGGAUUCAGUAUAAUUCGCUGCACCUCUAUGCUUAGUUAAGUACUUUUCUGAUAUUUUAAUCCAUUUGCCACGAAGAGCUUUUGACUUUCUGCUUAUUAAUGUAGCCAUCUGUGUCUCUUAAAAAGUGAAAUAUGUUCAAAAGAACGGUGGUGUUAUUUCACAUCAUGGCAGCAGCAGGAUACAGCAAGAUUCAGCGGCCUAACUGUGGUGUGCCUAAAGGGACGAAAUAGCAUCAUUCAAAAAAUAGCAGCUUAAUUUCAGACUUUGAUUGCAUCAUGCUGGAUGUAUCAAAAGUUAUGAAUUUAAUCAAAAGUUAUAUAAUAUUUGGAAUCAUGAUCGCCACAGACAUUUUGUGAUUUCAAUCUCAUUGUUUCAAUUCAGAUCUGUUAGACAAUACUUCACCUACCACACCAUUAACCACCUUACCCAGAUAUCAAAUCAAAUCAAAGUGUGUACAGUUUUGGCUCACGCCAUCAACACCUUUGUGGCCUCUGGUGUCAUCAUCAGCGCUACUCCUUGGGUGUGGUCAUGGCCCAGGUCUUCAUGGCCAGAGUAGAUGAUGGUCUUUCCUGAAGUCAGUCUGGUUUGGCAACUUCCGUUGCAUCGUGAUUCGCUUAAACCAAGGAGUGCGAUAUUUUAUCUCCUCAUUUCGCUUGCCACUUGGGCUGAUUUGCUGCUCUCAUACAAGGUUCUGAUGUUCCAGGUUUUGUAUCCUGGUUUUUGCCUUCAUCUUCAGUAGAUUCUUCGGUGAGCUGGCUUCCAUUUGGUUUUGACCUGCACACGUCAUGGGCUCUUUUACAGAGAAAUCUCUCUGACUAGGCUCUUGCUGUAGUAGUGUGUUUGUAGUGGGUUUCUAUAGCAUAUGCGAUUUUUUACGAGUUGGAGUUGCUAGCCCCAAGCCCAACUUUCCACCAUUUUUGGUUUCAAGUGUAUUUUGGAGUUGGUUUGUUAGUCCCCUUCCCCUAACCUUUUGUCCUCCAGGCAAUGGAUUACAGUCUCAUACCACGUGAGACCAGACAGGUUCGGGGUCGUGUACAAGCUGUCCCGGCACGUCAAGCCCAACCAACUCCUGCUGCUGUGUAGUGAAAGCUGUAGUUGAGACACGCAUUUCCUACCACCAGCACGAGACAGUUUUUAUUUGUAUUUUUAUUUUUAAUUAUUAUUAUUUUUUUAAUGCUAUGCGCCAAUUAACCUGCUCAUGCAUGUUUUUGGCCACGUGGGAGGAAACCGGAGCUCCCGGAGAAAACCCACACAGACACGGGGAGAACAUGCGAGUCUGAUCUCUGUGAGGCCAUCGUGCUAACCACUAGGCCACCGUGUCGUCCGAAAGAUCUGAGAGAGUUGCAACAGCACAGCUACCCACCUGGAGGACCCCACACGUGAAGCGAAGCCUAAAGCCAGAAAGCAUGUUCCUCAAGUUCUGUCAGCGCUGCACUCCGGCCGAGGCCAAUAGCACACGCCACGGCCCACCAGCAGCGUAACAGCAGCGCAGCACCAGCCCUAGGCGGCUGCUCCACUGCUGCCACGCUGCCAGUUUUUUUUUUUUUUUUUUAAUGUUAUGCGCCAAUUAACCUGCUUAUGCAUGUUUUUGGCCACGUGGGAGGAAACCGGAGCUCCCGGAGAAAACCCACACAGACACGGGGAGAACAUGCGAGUCUGAUCUCUGUGAGGCCAUCGUGCUAACCACUAGGCCACCGUGUCGUCCGAAAGAUCUGAGAGAGUUGCAACAGCACAGCUACCCACCUGGAGGACCCCACACGUGAAGCGAAGCCUAAAGCCCGAAAGCAUGUUCCUUACGUUCUGUCAGCGCUACGCUCCGGCCGAGGCCAACAGCACACGCCACGGCCUACCAGCAGCGUAACAGCAGCGCAGCACCAGCCCUAGGCGGCUGCUCCACUGCUGCCACGCUGCUAGUGAGCGACGGCGCAUGCCGUCGACCCGAGGUGGAGCACAGCGCCGACAGAACGUGAGGAACAGAGGUCCGGUGGGUUUUUGGCGUCAGGCCCCACUCCACGUAUGAGAUCCUCCAGGCGAGGCGCCGCAAAAACUCUCCCAGAGAGAUUCAGUCGGUGGCAUGCACAGUUGCAGUGCAGCGACAGAGCUUCUUCCGCAGCCACCGACCGAAUCGGACCAGACAGCUUCCACCUUUCUUCUUCCUCUUCUUCUUCUCCUCCUUCUGUGUCUUCUCAUCUGGAGCUGGGUCACCUGAGGAGACGGUCCUGUCUUCUGAGGUCUUCUCUUCAGUGUCACUGUCCUCUGAGAUCUUCUCUUCAGUGUCACUGUCCUUUGAGAAAUAUAGGGGAAGACGAGGUCUCGUUUCUAGCUCCACAAGUUCUUCUUCUGUGUCUUCUUCCAGUUUCAGGCAGCGUUCAGGGGGCACAGGUUUAACCUGGAUCAAUAAGGGUGUCUGUGGGGUCUGUUUUUUUAAGCCACUUCUACUGCUGCUGGGCUUCUCUUCAGUGUCACUGUCCUCUGAGAAAUAUCGGGGAAGAUGAGGUCUCAUCUCUAGCUCCACAAGUUCUUCUUCUGAGUCUUCUUCCAGUUUAAGGCAGCGUUUGGGGGGAGCAGGUUUAACCUGGAUCAAUAAGGGUGUCUGUGGGGUCUGUUUAUUCAAGCCACUUCUGCUUCUGCUGGGGUUCUCUUUAGUGUCACUGUCCUCUGAGGAAUAUGGGGAAAGAGGAGCUCUCUUUUCUAGCUCCACAAAUUCAUCUUCUGAGUUUUCUUCCAGUUUCAGGCAGUGUUUGGGGGGAGCAGGUUUAACCUGGUUCAAUAAGGGUGUCUGUUCAUUCAAGUCACUUCCGCUGCUGCUGAGGUUGGAGCUUUGCUGGAAGUUUCCUCUGGUGAUGAACGGAUGGGCAAGGACUUGGCUCGGGGUGAUCCUUUUGCUGGGAUCCAUCUGAAGCAUGGCCUUCAAAAGGUCGAUGCUCGCCUUCUUCUCAUCAUUGUCCUCGUUAGCAAGGUGGGUUAGUCUUUCCAGCUGGUCCAGGUUUCUGAAACGGUAGCGCCUUCUGUCUACAGCCGCCGCACCUCUACCAAAACACUCCUCAGGGGUCUUCAGCCUCCAUUGGCCAGAUGGGGUCUUUUUGCAAUAUACUUUGGUAAACAUCCCACCAUCUAUAUUGUCUGGAAGAGCACCGAGAAGCUCCACCAUGUAUUGCAGAACUGUAUGUUCCACAUCUGAUGGAAAGAAUACGUAUCCAGUCAGCAUGUACCCCAUCACCACACCAAGAGACCACAUGUCGAUGGACUCUGAAAAUGGCAGUCCUAAAAUAAUCUCUGGAGCCCUGCAGGGUGGAACUUGUACUCUAGAGCCCUGCUUCGCUAACCUGGUUGGAAUAGCCAAUCCAAAGUCAAUAAGCCUAACCUUUAGAGGCUGCUCUUCACGAUCCAGCACCAUGAUAUUGUUCGUCUUGAUAUCUGAGUGGAUCACUUUGUUGGUCUUCAGAGCAUCCAAGGCUAUGGCCAUCUGAUGGAUGAUGCUCCUGAUGCUGGCCAGAUCCAGAAGGGUUGAGGUGAAGAUGUGUGUCAUUUUGAUAUGAUCACUUAGAGUCCGAUCCAUCAACUCAAACACUAAGGCUGACUUGUUGUUCUCAAGUGGAAACAUUUCAAUAAACUUGACGAUGUUCUUCUCGUCCAAGUUUUUAGUCAUGAGGAAAUUCAACAUGUUAUACUCAUUUUUAAAGUUUCUGUCAGCAUUUUGGAUCUUUACAGCGACGAUCUCUCGGGUGUCCUCAUUGAUACAUUUUAGUACAACCCCAAAGCUUCCAGAUCCAAGCCUUUUCAGCUGAGUGUAGUUCGACCCGGUGGGGUUGUAGAGGGUUGAGGGUAAACUGCCCAUGAUGACGUGAUUUUUCUCGAAGUAUAGGGAUGAAUGAUGGAAUGAAGAUCAGCUUAUUCUGAGUCUGUUGGGCUGCAGAAAGAGCGGAUGGUCAUGAAACUUUUCUGUGUACUGCCGGAGUUUUGAUCAGUCUAUGUCGUUGCCCUUGAUGAUGAUGUCACUGUGACACAUCAAAGCCCUUGAAUUCUACAAGCAGGUUUGAAAAAUGCUGAGGAGCUUUGAUGUGUCACUGUGACAUAUCAAAGCCCUGGAAUUCUAGAGGCAGGUUUGAAAAAUGCUGAGGAGCCUCUUGUUGCCAUAGUAACAGUUGACAGAAGUACAUUGGCUUAGGCCAUUAUUUGGCUGUAUUCAUGGACACUUUUUGAUCCAAACCAUAGACUGUAUAUAUUGUGGACAAAUUGGCUGCACCUCCCAUCAUUGUGUGAAUUUGAAGCCAAAUUUUUCACUGUAUUUGUAGGAGUUUUCUCUAUUUCCUGAAACCAGCAUUUGCACAGUAGCUAUGUAUGAGAGACAAGCUGUGAUGAUGAAGGCCACAGGUCUGAAGUGGUUGGGCUCCCUGGGGUGUGCUGUCUUGGGGACAGGAAUCACGCAGGAAGUCUUCCACAGUGCUGGGACCCUCUCCAGACUCAGGCUCAAGCUGAAGAUGUGCAGUAGCACCUCACAGAGCUGGAAUGCACAGUCCUUCAGGAGUCUGGAGCUGAUGCCAUUAGGACCCGUGGCUUUCCUUGGCUUCAUCUUCCUCAGCUUACUUCUCAACUGGUCAGCUGUUAUGGAGAGGCUGGGGGUGGUGCUGGAGGGGUUGGUGGAGGAUGAGUGGCGGGGGGGGGGGGAUGAUGAUGAUGCCGGUGCCAUAGAACUGAGGUGGUGUGAAGAAGAAGCAGCAGACGGGUCGUUGGUUUGAUGAGUCGGGGGAGGAGUGGGAGCAGAGUCAAAUCUAUUGAAGAACAGAUUCAGCUCGUUGGCCCACUCCCUGUCCCCUCUCGUCACCCAAGGUUUGCUGUUGGAGAAACACCGUACUUUCCUGGUGGGUAUGGUGUUCUCAACACAGAGGUUUAUAUAGUCCGUGAUACAAUCUGUCAUGGUGUUGAUGUCAUCACCAUGUGUGGCCACACAGUACAUCCCAGUCUGUGGUCUCAAAACAGUCCUGCAGCGCCUCAGUGGCCUCCUCAGACCAUCUCUUUACAUACCUGAUGGUGGGGGGUUGUUUCUUCACCAUAGGUAUGUAAAUGGGCUGCAGUCUCCGCAGGUUGCGAUCUGAGCAGCCCAGCAGGGGGAGGGGGGAAGAGGUGUAUGCAUCCUUGGUGUUUGCAUACAGUAAGUCCAAAGUUUUAUUGUCUCUUGUUGGGCAAUUCACAUACUGGCUGAAGGUAGGGAGAGUGGAGGAGAGCAAUGCAUGAGUCUCCAGUCUCCAGAGAUGAUGAUCAGAGACUGAGGGUGUGAUGUCUGUAGCUUGGACACUUCACUAUGGAGGAGUUCACAGGCUGCAGCAGCAUCAGCCGAGGGGGGAUGUAAACAGUUAACGCGAUUACGUGCGAAAAGUCCCUCGGCAGGUAAUAUGGCCGCAAACUUGCAGCCAGCAGCUCAAUGUCCUUAGAGCAGUGCUGCUCUUUAACACUGAUGUGCCCAGUAUUACACCAUCUCUCAUUCACAUACACCGCUAUCCCGCCUCCUUUCUUCUUACCACUCUCCCUCAUGCUCCGGUCCGCUCUGACGAGAUGAAUCCAUCCAAAGUUAUGAGCGAGUCUGGAGUAAGUUCGUUCAGCCAUGACUCAGUGAACAUCAUGAGGCUGUACUCCCGGUACUCCCACUGCAGCCGAGUCAGCGCUGUGUGCCCUUCCAUCUUGUUGGGGAGAGACCUCAAAGAAGUUACUCCGUCCAUGAUAAUGGACGGGACAGUUGGUUUAUAACAUCUCCGCUUCGCCCGAUGCUGAACUCCGGCUCUGCAUCCUCUGCUUCUCCUGCGGAGCUUGGCGGGGAUGUCCGGUCUCUCCCACGAAGGUGGCUGGUGUUUUAUUUUCAUGUAACCUUAUAUAUAAGUUGCACUAACUUUCACCUGCUGUAUGAUGUCCCCUCACUAGACAAACAGUUGAUAUUAUUUCUCCAUUAUCAUAGAUUUGACUUUAUAUUAGCAAUUAAUUUGAAAAAUUGAUACUUGGUAAAUGAGAGGAUACAAUAUAUCACCAGACAAAAUAUCACAAUACUAUGCUGUAUCGAUUUUUUUCUCCCACCCCUAUUUAGCACAGUCAAAUUCAACUCACAAUUCAUAUAAAGAAAUUUUUUAUGUUUAUUCCACUUCAACAAUAUAGUAAAUCAGCCAGUUUUUAAGUUUAGUGGUUAAUUCUUCCUUUUUUAAAAUUAUGAUUAUUAUAGUCUUUGAAGUACUACUCUGUUAUGGCUCAAUCAUUAACAAUGCUAUUGUCUGAACUGGUCUUUCUGGCUGAUGAAUAUUAGUAUAAUUUUUGUCUUGUGUUAGUUAAGCUUGACUGCACCCUGAAUGGCUGAUCUCCUUUCUCUGGGUCAGCUGUUACAGUACCCGACAUUUAGCUGUGAACUUUUCUUCACUUUGUGUGAUGGAUUCGAUUACACCGCUGCACAGUAGAAAAUGUGAGUGUGGUUUUUAUUGUACAUCAUUAUUUUCAUAUGCUUGGUUUGAUUAAACUCAUCAGUGCUGCUGACAUUUGGGCUCUGCUGCAUUUGCUGGCACUCAAGCUUGUAAGUGUCCUCUCUAUGACUCUCAUAACCAUUUCCCAAAUAAAUAUGUGGAGUCGUAGCGAUGGGAUGAUGGAGGAGGUGAGGAGGAGAGUUCGUCCAGGACAGAGGACUGUAGAGGCUGUACAGUGAAGACAGGAAACUGAGUAUUCAAAGAGACUCAGACUCUCUUCAGGGAUUUCCUCUGAACUGGAGAAAUCACUGAGGGAGCUGUGGGAGAAUUACACCGAAUGUUUCAAGAAUCAUUUCCUGAACUGUAGAGCUGAAAACAGAGAGUUUUCCCUGUUAUCAGUGGAUCUUAGACAAUUUCACGUAAUUCCACAGACUAUGCUUUUUGAGUUUAAAACAUACAAAUAUGACUUUGUGUUUUUUUUUUUGAUAAUUUUUGCCUUUAGAGCAUGUAACCAAGAAGAGUUUAAACGUGUGUGUGUGUGUGUGUGUGUGUGUGUGUGUGUGUGUGUGUGUGUGUGAUUAGGACUAAAACCAUAGGACUAAAACCAUCUGUGGUGUCCUGCAGGGAGCCUGGAAAUCAUGAGGUCAUUUUAGUUUUGGACCGUGGCGUGGGAGAGGGAACUGAAGGCAGCAUGGAGCCUCUUCAUUUAGUUUGACAGGAUGCAACACCCGCUCCUUUACUUUGUCACUUAUCUGAGCUUUCUUUGCUCUUUGCUGCUGUGUUUUUGCUUAUACAAAUAUUUGAAGGGUCUCUGAAGUACUUCCAGCCACUGUAACAGUUUGUUUUGUUUUCAGGUGCUACUUCUGAAAAGAACAGGCAAAUUUACCUUUUUUAACAUUUGGUAAAUUUAAGAAUUCUUUUUAAUUGAUUUGUUUCUCUUGAGGAGCAAAACUUUAGUUUGCAAGGAGAUGUUUUUGAUUCUCAAAGGAGCGGUCAGAGGAUUUGUCCGGGCCUGAGAAGGUCCAUUUGUUUCAGAUGUGUGUUUGUGUUGCAUCACUGUAAGGCCUCAUGAUCCAGCCCAGCUGUGAGAAAGUAUUGUUUCACAUAGAUGGGAUCAACAAUGGCAGGCUCAGUUUAGGUUUGAUGAAAUCAUACUGUUUGGUUCGGCUAGAUAAAAGAGAAUUUUAAACCUACAUGACCCGCAACUAAUGAUUUCUGUGUCCUCCUCUGUCUCCAGGUCUCCUCUCUUUGGUCUGUAGCUGAGCGGCUGAGAAGACAAACUGUGGCUGUGGUCUGCUGUGAAGUGUCCGGUGUAGUGAGCUUUUGCCAGCACAAUGGCGUUGUCGUUCAAGAAGGAUCUGGACAAGUACAAGGAUCUGGACGAAGAUGAAAUCCUCAACAAACUGUCGGCAGAAGAGCUCAAACAGCUGGAGGUGGCCCUCGAGGAGAUGGACCCUGAGGUCAGAACUAGGAAAAGUUAGAGAAGCUCUAGAGCUCCUUAGAGAGAAGGAGUUCCUGUUGCAAAUGGAUUGAUUGGGGGAAACAUUAUAAGAUUAAAAGACUAAAAUAAUGUUUGCACUAAAAUUCACUGACUGACUCCCAGAUCUAACUGGCACUUCCUGAUUGAAGUUCCAAAAUCCAAGGGGGAAGUUUUCCUUUACACCCUCCAACAACACCUCCCAGUCCCCAGCCUCCAUGGUAGAGGAGAAAAAUUUAAGGGAGGGCGUCUGAGCUGCAGUAACUCUGUCAGUGCACUGCCAAGUGUUUGUGUGUUUAUUUGUGGCAAAAAGCUUUAGAGUAUAAUGAAAUCCUCCCGAGGCGCCGGGGCGUUUUAUUUAAAUUCCAGCCAAACCAAGAGAGACAGAUAACGCUGCAGUGACCCUCAGGAAUGACCCAAAGAAAACAGUCUGCAGCAAAUGUGGAAAUAUUACAUUUUCAACCUUAUUCUGGUAAAUAUACCAAGUGCAGUGUGGUGUGUUCUCAUUAAGAAGCACUGCAUUUAGUUUCAAUGGUUGCUGGCCAGAAAACAACUUUCCACACAUCCUCAUUCACCUCCACCCUCUGCUUAUUGUCCGCACUUUGUUGCAUUUUUAUGUCAAGUUUUGUUUGCCAGCAAGUUUAGUGUAUCAUGCAUCAGUUUAAACUUCGGCUUUGUCUGUUUUGCUUCCUGUUUAGAGGAACUCUAUUUCCCUGUGGGACCCUCAAACUCCUACAUCUGGUAUUGCUUGGAGUUACAAGACCGGCCUCAAUGUGCAAAGGAUAAACUGGCCUUUGUUAGCAGAGCCGUAUUUAACAAAAACUUGAAGAAAAGGAAACAGCUUAUCUCAGCCUCGCACACAGAUUGUAUAAACUGAAGUGGAAACCCAUAACGCAUAUUUCAACUGAUAUGCAUUGACAGUUUGAAUGACAGAUGUUGAAGCAAUCCUGUGGGAGGAUUUGGCAUACUGAAACAUUUUUAGCUUUGAAGAAUGCAAUGAUUUGACCUUUAACCUUUGCCCAGGUCUACAGUGAAGGCGUUGAUGUUAUCUUCUGUUUAUUGUCUGUCCUCUCUUUGCAGAAUGCUCUCCUCCCUGCUGGCUUACGUCAGAAAGACCAGACAGCCAAGAAACCAACAGGAUCGUUUAACAGAGAAGGCCUCCUAAAAUAUCUGGAGAAAGAGGCCAUGGAGUACAAAGACAGAGAGGAUAUAGUACCCUUCACAGGGGAGAAAAAAGGUGUGUUUGUCUAUAUGUGUGCACGAUAAAACGCAGCACAAAACCUGAGUAAUUCCCACGCGAACAGGAACAUAUAAACAGGGAACACUGCACUAAUUUAAAUCCACCUCCACUCUUUUUUGUUUAGUCCAGAUUAUCAAAGGGAGUCUGAGAGAUUAUAAUUAUAACAUAUACUAUACCUCAUUUAUAUCAUCAGUAGUGUGAUGCCACUGGAUGUUGCAUAACUGUGAGAAAUGGUGAGAGAGGAUGAACCGAGGUUUGUCCGCGUCAGCAUCACACAGCACAGCGACACUUAGCGCUCUGCUGUCCUAGCAUAUAUGAGUAAUACAUGUCUGCUCUUAUGCAACGUAAAGCAGUUAGGGGGAGAUGUGUAUGUACCAGGGGAGAGGAGGUAGGGUUUAGGUGUCCUAAAUGUGUCUUUUUUUUUAUUGAUGCUGGUUUGGAUAUUUACCUUUUUUAUAAUUCUAAGGCAGAAAGUUCAAAUUUUUUUCCAAUUUCCCUCCAACAAACAGUGUGACAAAAAUACACAAGUGUUUACCAGCACAAAUCCCUUUAGAUUCACUUAAAAGUAACAAAAAAUCUGAAGCAAAUACUAAGAUUUCAAAUUUCAAUUUGUGACCCUUGGCUUGGUUUUCUCGACACUUGGCCUCAGUCAAAACUAUGUAAAUCAAAGCCCAAAGCUUUAUGUAAACAGACCACAUGUCUCAUAUUGGUGCCAUUUAUCUAGUUGGCUUUACUCUCUUCUUUACAUAUCAAUCAAAAAGGAUCUGGAUUACUCAUAGAUUGAAGGAUCAGUAUCUGAUUUAUGUCUUUCGGGCAGUUUUAAGUGAUAUAAUCAGGAUCUUGAGCAGGUAAACAUGUGUGUCAGACUGGCAUGGGGAUGUUUUAUCAGAAUAAUAGUUUGUGUUAUGAUGAAGUUAAAAACCCAAAGAGGAAUAAUGUAGCCAAAGAACUCUGUCACGACACAGCAGGUGUUUUUGAGUAGUCAUUUUCACAGAGGGGGAUGUAAACACCACUGGGAUUAGCGCUGCUGUGUACACAAAAAUAACCUGAUCGUUUUCAGAGGAACAGCCUCUUUUUCAAACAUACUCGCUUAGGUUAAUCCCUUUCUAUAACAAAAAAGAUGCUUUAUGAGACAGAACAACAGGAGAAAACAUUAGCGUGAACAGGAAAUAAUUCCUGGUCAAAAAAAUGUCAUCCAGUGGAAUUUCUUUUGUUUGGAUCUCUGGAGAUCUGCACGCUCGUGUCUCACCGGAGAGGAAAUAUGGAGCUGACAUCUUUCCGCUGACCCUGCUCUGGCCUGUUGGAAAUCAUACUCCCUCUGUGGGUGUGCAUGCAUGAGUGUGUGUGCAUGCAUGAGUGUGUGACAACAUGGAAAACUCAAACCACUGUGGUGGUUCUGUGGAAUGCAGCUGACUUGUUCCCCUUGUUAUACUCACCCCCUGCUGGCAAAUAAUGUGGUCAUGAGUGUGUGUGAGUGUGUACCGCCUUCAAAUAACACGCAGAGGAAACCGGCGACUUAAAUACCAUGGAAACCACUGCAGCCCUUUACUAUCUAAAGUGUUGUUUUUUGGGAGAUUAGUCCUUUUGGCUUGUUCAAUGUCCAUCUUUUUUAUGUUCAGGGUUUACCCAUCUUAACUUCCAACCUUUGGAUAUCCAGAAGGUUAACAUGAACUCUACAAAAAAAGGAGAGAUUUGCUCAUUAUUCUGGUAUUAUGAUUGGGGUUUAAAAUGGUCCAGUUGGCUAAGUUGUAACAUGUCCUAGCUAAGGUUUAAGAUGGUUACAGUAGUCUGAGUUAUUUAAGGACUGAAUCUAUUGAAGUUUGGAAAAAACCUCUUGUUUGUUUUAGAUACAGUGGAGGGUGUAGCUCUGUUAUCCUAAUGAAAACAAAGUGCGCAAAUGCACAGCAACCCUCACCCCUCUCCUCAUUUAUUCAGUUUUCUUCAGACCUGCUUUUUCCAUUAGGUGACUUUAAGAUAGGGAGCUGGAACUGCAUCUAAGUGAAGGGUUUAUUCCAGUUGAGUAUAAGGCGUAUGACAUUUGUGCAUUUUAUUUCUGACAUUACCUCACCAAGUCAAUAGCUGGGAUUUGGUAAUGCAGAAGAAGUAAGUAGAAGUAGUAGAAUAUUAUUCUAAACAUUAGUGACAGGUCUUUUUUUUUAUCUUUUAGCUAAACAGACAUAUCUUCCAAAAUGUCUUCUUUAUUAAGAGUUUUUUUAUUUUUAUGUAUUCUUGUGCGCUGGUUUAACUGCUGUGUUAGAACUUUCUGAUUUAUCUGACGAUCAUAUAAUAUGAUAAUCAGAUUUAGAGGACCAAAAUCCUGGCACAACUGGCACAGAAGAAGGGUCUUAAAGUGGUCAAAAGAGCUCCAGUAACACUUGUAGUUCAGGAAAACAGCUUUAUUUGACAGACGCGUUUCGACUAGUGGCCAUUUUAAUGAAGUAGAAUCACUGCCUGUUUCCAGCUUUGACUUGAUUUCCAAAACUCCAACGUAAGGCCCAAAUUGCCAAGAGCUGGAAUUAUGCUAUAACUUUCGUACUGUUUUUCUGUACUUGGCCUUAAGUAUGUGUGUUAGCAUGUUCGACAGUAGGAUGAUGUAUCAUGUAUUAAUCUUUUGGUUGUGUCAAAUGUCUGAUCACAACAAGUUUAAAUGUUUGUAAUGUUGUGAUCUUCCUUGAACCAUGACUGGAGUUAAAGCUUUUUUCUGAUACUUAAGUAACUGCUACAAUAGAAAGACAAUAUAUUAUUUACUCUCUGGACUCUCUCAUUGAAUCCAUGAUAUAUGGAUCAUACAGAAGACCAUGGGACUGUCAGUAUCUUGGCACCGUCUCGGCUCUGAGGCUCUCCAGAGGCACUGGCGCAGGAUGUUGCCUGAUGACUGUAUUUACUGUUUGUUAGCUUUCAGGAAGUGCCAGAGCCCCCACUUGGGACCACUUUGAACAAUUUGACUGGCAUGAGGGACUCAGAAUGAGGGGCUGUUGUUGGGGUGUUUUUGUGGAAGGAGAGAGUCCUAUAGAGGGGCAGAGAGAGAGGCAGCCACUGCAUGGUCUCUCUGUCCAGUGCAAGCGUUUGUAAUGCUCCAGCAGUGCAGUUUAGAUCAGACUCCACUCAUUGUUCCAUGACUUCCUUCGCACAUUUGGUUUCGUCUUUUCGAUAGGUUGCCAUGGUGAUACCAUAGUUGUCGGACACUCAUGGCUGGACUGGGGAAUGUUGUGUAAAAUAGCAGGAGGCCCUCCAGAUUUACUCAAACAGCACCUCCCCGUCAGACGCACGGCUUAAGAAAGAGUUUGAACUUAUCUUUUCCUUCAGUUAGACUCAAACACGGUGCAUAUUAUUAAAAACAAACCACUAAGUGAAAAUGGUUUUCUUCUACUGGAUCAGUGCUGAUACUCGGUGAAUUCAAGGAAGCAUAAGAGAUUUAAUCAGCUUAAGAAAACAAGCCGAGAAACACACAAUGUGGUUUCUUGCAGGAGUAGAGGUUGAAGCUCAGGAGGGAAGGAAAGAGUCGAACAAGGACCAGGAUCAUGGUCCUGCUGCAAAGAGGGCUGUUUGUGUCCAGAAAACUCAAGUACAAAUGUAAAUCAACAAAAGAUUUUCAUUGUCAAAACUUUUUGUGCGCAUUAAUUGUUCUGUGGUUUCAUCUGGGGAUGUGUCGUUCAGCUUGUAAACAGACUCACAGAGCAGCAUUUGGCAGUCAUGCAGUCUUAUGACCGGGGCACAAGGAUAGUGUUUAGGGACGGCUGUCGGAGAGUAACAAGGCACAUGAGCCAGCAGUUAGACAAUUUUGACAGAAUUAGGGGUGUUGCGUAACAUCUAAUAAAAUUUCUCCAGGCCUGUAUUCACCUGUUUCCUCUGCAUGCUCAUGUUCGAGUCAUUUAUUGCUUGCCCUCCCUCAUGAGGGCUGUAUCAUCUCCUUUGAGUUUAGAAACUCGAUAAAACACUUCAUUUUUCCCUAUCGGCCUUUCCUUCUGUCUUCAUAGGUAAAGUCUUUGUUCCUAAACAACAACCAAUAGAAUCACGGCAGGAAGAAGUCACAAAACUGGAUCCAGAAUUAGAGGAAGCUCUGUCAAGCGCCACAGAUACAGAACUGUGUGAUCUAGCAGGUAAGAAAACCUUUAAAGAAAGUCACAAAUUCACACUAAACUGAGUGUAGUUGUUGUCUGUGAGUCUGCCACAAAACAGCAGCUCCUAGCGCUGCCCUUUACAGCGUGAUGAUGAGGGAACAAAGUAGCUUGUCUGCUGUGGACUCUAGAUUUGAUUACCUUUCAUUUGAUUACUGGGGCCUUUUCAAACACAUGGGAACACCACAUUCAAUCAAUCACUGGUUUGUUUUUGUUUUGCAGCAAUCCUGGGUGUCCACACACUGGUCACCAGUACUCAGACAUAUGAUGGGACUGGGACCAAAGCGGGUUACAACAGUAAGUACAACCAGAGGAUUAACCCUUAAAGUCAAAGGGCUAGAAAGGAUCAAUAUCUUGACCUCUGGCCGUGUUUUUAUCUAGAUGUGAUCAAAGGAGAGAAGAUGAAUCCUGUGUUCGAUGAGCCUCCAAAUCCCACUAAUGUAGAAGAAACUCUGCAGAGGAUAAAAAGCAACGACAGCUCUCUAACAGAGGUCAAUCUCAACAAUAUAAAGGUAAAAAGAAACACAAGGUUUUACUGUUAGCGUUACAGGGAAUUCCCUGAAUGAUGGCAGUGUUUUCGUUUCUUUUCAGAACAUCCCAAUCCCCACGCUGAAGGACUUUGCCAAGGCCUUGGAGAAAAACACGCACGUCAAAAAGUUCAGCCUGGCAGCAACACGGAGUAACGACCCAAUAGCUGUGGUAAGACGGUGGCUUGUGGGCUUUUAAUGGCUUUGUUUACACCAGGACAACCCCAUGUUUAACACUUUGUUUUAUUUCUUCCUCUUCUGUCCUUUCCCACUUCUCAGGCGUUCAGUGACAUGCUGCGGGAGAACAAGACGUUGCAAGGUCUGAACUUGGAAUCGAACUUUAUUACCGGAGCGGGGGUGCAGGCUUUGGUCGAUGCGCUGCGAGACAAUGACACACUCACAGAGGUCAAGAUAGACAACCAGGUACCGGAUGCUGUGCAAACACGCAAACAUACAGAGCCUUGAAAAAGUCUUCAUACCCCUUGAACUUUUUCACAUUUUGUCACUCUACAACCACAAACUUAAAAGUAUUUUAUUGAGAUUUUUUCUCAUAGACCAACACAAAGUAGCACAUAAUUGUGAAGUAGAAUGAAAAUGAUACAUGGUUUUCAAAAAUUUAAACAAAUAAAAAUCUGAAAAUCGUGGUGUGCAUUUGUAUUCAGCCCCCCUAUACCCUGAUACCCCUAAAUAAAAUGCAUCUGACACUGAAGUGCCAAAAAACUGCUUAUAUGUCGAUUUGGGACUGGUCCUUUUUGGCAGGUUGGCACCUAGCAGCAACCUCGGUGUUUAAAUUGAAGCUGUUGCAAAUUGCCAAAUGCUGCCAUUAAGGCGGACUCAAAAAGCCAAGUUAUCCCUAACAAAUCCGAUCUUACAAUGCCCAUUUUUACACACACACAAAAAAGACUUAAAAUACAGAAAAUUCCAACUUACUCUGGUGUGGCCUGAACGUGAUCAGCAUGACCUUUUAGAUUCCUGUGUUUUGGUUCGCUGCCAUCAUCCAGGAUCUAUGCUGGUAAAAGAAGGAACUUUCUCUGAUAGUUUUGUCACUUUUAUAAACAAAGUGGUUUUCCACAGCCUCAAGUUGUAAAAUAAUGUUUGCACUAGGCAGCAUGCAGCCGAACAAAAAGCCAACUCACACAAACCACUGCCUGAAUAAGACACCAAAAGACCAGCUGAGACUUUCCAAGAAAGGAAGGAAGAGAGAGAGGUUAAACUGUAUUCUUGUGGUCGAUUUCUGCUUUUAUGAACUAAGCUGAAGCCUGACUCUGUACUUGUGUGUGUUUGUGUGUGUGUGUUUCAGAGGCAGCAGCUUGGUACCAACAUAGAGAUGGAGAUAGCUAAAAUGUUGGAAGAGAACAACAGCAUAGUCAAGUUCGGCUAUCACUUCACCCAGCAAGGACCUCGCUCCAGAGCUGCUGCAGCCAUCACCAAGAACAACGACCUGGGUAUGACACACACACACACACUUACACCCACCCACACACACACACACACACACACACACACACACACACAGAUUCAAGAUUGCAAAAGCUAGAUGAGUUGUUGCAGAUCUUGUUACCCCCCCUUCGACUGGUUUCCGUCUUAGUAAGAGCGAUGACGUCUCCUCUCUUGUAGCUCUUCAUCCCGUCAGCGUGGCGGUAGCUCAGGUGUGAUGCAUGGGUGUGUCUAUGAGUGUGUCAGUGCAUCAGAGUGUUUGAACGCAGUAUUCACGGCCUUAACAGUACCGAGGUCGACACGGUGUGAGAGUGAUGAAAUCUCACUUCUUGUUUUCUCUACACGCUGUCACAUGCUGUUGAAAUGGGUCCUAACUUUGACUGCUUAGCUCAUAAUGAUGUAACAUUCGUGAGAAACUAACAGGCCUGUGUUAGCUGAAAGUUGCAAAGCAUGUUUGUGGUUUUUUUCAUGUAGUGAACUGACUUUGGUGAAGUUUAAACUUUUGCCUGAUUGUCAUUCCUUUUUUCACUCUCUAGUCCGCAGGAAGCGAGUGGAAGGAGACCUGUAGGGAACAACCACCCCGACCUGUCUCUCAGCCAAUCCUGUCGUUUCAUCUCACUGUUGCGUGGAAUAAUUUCAGCCAAUGCCCUGGUCUCAUCUCACUGUGUGGAAACUUUAGUCUUGUGCCAAACUGUGGGGCAAGGCAUGCUCAACCAGAACAUACAUCUGAGAAGAAGGGAAAUAACUGGAAUUGCUCUCUCCUAAUCACAUGUUUAUACUUUUGUUUAAUAUUAUUUUGUUGUCGUCGUCAUGGAAGGUGUACAUCUGAUUAGUUUUUAGUCAUUUCAUUUCAGCUGCUUCCUUUUUUUUGAGCCUUCAUAUGAUCUGUCCAGACAUUUUAUUUGUGUUUUUUUUUCCUUUUAUACAAUGCAGUGAACAUGAACAUUAACAAGUAACAGGAAAAACAACAUCAGAAACAUCUAGUUGCUGUUGAGGCCCGAAGCUUCCUAAUGAAUUUCUGUGUUAAUCCAGUCAAGCUGAAUCAGAAAGUGACGUAAAUCAAAGCCAGACGAGUCUGUUAGUUUCCUGCCAAUACAUCCAGAAUGAGUAUAUCUGCGUCUAAAGCCACUGUGAGGUACGACGAUUAGUCAUGUAGUAACUAGCUGACUCUUGGUUCAGAUCAGAUCCAUCUGCAUGUCGCGCUGCGGGUGUUGUUUAUUGGAGUUGCCUUGUAAAACCAGCUCGACUGUCUCCAGCUGAUGUUUGUAACGGUUACGUUUCUGCUGACCUCAUGCUGCAGUCAACCUUAAAACAGAUGCUGGCCCAAGUCCUUAUAUAAAUACUGAAAGCAUUUAUGCAUCAUGUUUAAUAUCACUUCACUGUUUUUAUCCUUACUAAAGAUCUUGUUGUCGCGUGCUUCAAAUUCUGAUGUUCAUAAUUCUAAUCGCUUAUAUCCCGUGAUAGGAAAGGAUUACAUGGUUUCAAGUAAAGUGAGAUCAUACUGUAAAAAAGGACAGGAUAUUAACCCCAGUCUGGUCUGGAGGAGCUUCCACCUGCUCCCACACAUGAUGUCCUAAAUGUCUUUGCUCAGCACACUGACUUUCUCUGAUGCUUAACCAUGCCAAAGACUAACACAUGCAGUGUGCAGAGUAUCUCUGUUGAACUUGGCAACUGGUUCAGGUUUCAGCUUUGUCAUCUGCAGUCAUUUCCUCACAGUUCACAGCAGUCUCAACGUCUUUUUCAGACACCAUGUUGUGAUGUUUUAUUAUCUCUUUAUUUUGUGGGCCUUUUUUAGGAUGCUAAGCAAAGCAAGUGUAAUGUGAGUUGGCUAACAGCUUGUAUGGAACCACUCAGGUUGUGACUAUUUGUGAAAUGUUUCUAUGAACUACAUCUUACUGAUCGAGAGUCUUGAACAGAUCCUAAAUUUAACAUUUCUCACUCCCACACACACACACACACACAUACACACACAUUCACUUUAACUGGGCUCUAAGCAGGUCGUUUAUUAUGUAACAGAUGACAACGUGCUGUGUGUGCCUCUACAUGAACUUCCAUUGGUACACCAACCUGCUUGAGAUGGGCAAAACAGGACUAAUAAAACAGGUGUUACUUGAAACUUGUACAUACUGAUUAUGUGUAAUAGGAACAAUGUGCUGGCAUGAAGUCAUCACUUGUGAACAUCAUGUUUCUGUCGACCAAAAACACCCCACUGCUUCACAUUCCUGGGACUGGAGCUGAUCGGCUCAGUCCAGUACUUUGGGUUUUCUAUCUGUGUACUCAUUCCAUCAUCAUAUCUCUAAGUGUUUCCUCUUGGACCUGUUUUUUUUUUUAUUAUUAUCGUUGGUGAAAACUGCUUCUUUGCCUGGGCCUGUUAUGAAUAUUCUGUAAUUCAUAAUACUGUAUGUAUAUUAAUUUUAAAACGCCAUCUCAAAAUCAAAAGUGCGCACUCAAACACAAGCACAUUUAUAUAUGUGUUCCCACAUUCAUUUAUACAGGUCAUUGCUGGGAUGUUUUUGUACCAUAAACCAGAACCCAGGUGUAUGCUUAACAGAAGGAACAUGUAAUAUUAUAAAACCACAAAACUGGUAAAACGCACUGCUGAAUAUAAGACAUCCUUGAAAAUAAAUGUUUUUACAAACUCUGAC